ACAUAUUUUUUACGAAAUUUUACAAUUCGCUAUCGCUAUUCUCUAAACGACGCCAAGUAAUACUUCCAAACCGCACCAUAUCAAUCCGGAAGCAAAACUAUGAACAUUUUUAAUUUCGUACGACGUUCACUCCUACAAAAUUUUCAUAAAUUGAAUAAAUUGCAAGUGGCGACUGUGGCGUAUCAGUUUAAAAUGGAGCGACCCGUUUAUUACCCGGACCGACAAAGUGAAAUGCAGCGGUUUAACGAGCAGCAAAAAUCACAAUUGGUCGGCAAAGCACAGGAAAAGAAGAAACUUCCUAGAGAUUAUUACUACAAAAUACUUGGUGUAAAGCGGUACGCAACAAUGCAACAAAUAAAAGCGGCUUAUUAUGCACUUGCAAAACGCUUUCAUCCAGACGCAGGAAAUUCACCCCCCUAUGAGUCUAAACGCUUUCAAGAUAUUUCAAAUGCCUAUCACAUUCUCACUGACGAAACUAAACGUAUGGAGUACGAUCAACUUGGCAUGGUAAAAGAUGAACAAAACUUUCUUCACAAAUUCAACAACAUGGGCACAGCAGUUCCCAAUCGCAAGGGUGAGGUUGUUCUGCCUACAACUCGAGAAGAGCUAAUCGAAAUGACGACGGGUGAGCCCCGAUUGGAGCUUACAUUUUUGGAAGCUGCGCAUGGCUUAAAAAAGAACAUUGAUUUACGCUUCCUGAAAAAAUGUCCAGCAUGCAACGGUAAAUCGCCACAACUAAUCAAUCGGAGCAAACCGGAACUUUGUAGAAAAUGCCAGGGUAUUGGAAAACUAACGAAGAAGACAGCUACAUAUACCAGUAUACAGCCUUGUGACCAAUGUCAUGGCAAGAGAUACAUUAACCGGAAUGAAUGUGAGACUUGCGACAACCGCGGAAUAGUUCUGGAGACUGUCCGCAUAGUAGCUCAAGUGCCUGCUGGAGUAAAACACGGUGAACUUAUACCUGUAGACAACCCUAAAACGAAACAACGUAUUAACUAUCGUGUACAAGUGCAACCCAGUGAUAUCUUCCAACGUGUUGGUAACAAUGUACUCUCCGACAAGUAUAUUACUAUUUCAGAGGCUGUGCUGGGAGGAAUUUUUAAAAUACGCGGCAUUUAUGAGGAACUAGAAGUUAAACUUGAGCCAGGAACUGAGAGUCAUACCACAAUAACCCUAAAAGGUAAGGGAAUCAGAACUCGCGAUGGCCCGGGAGAUCAUAUCAUUAACUUCAAAAUACGUGUACCACGGCAACUCAGCAUGAAACAACGCCAAUUGAUAAUGGCCCUAGCGAAGACGGAGGACCCUACAUUCGAACGAGCUAUUUAGUAAAGCGAAGAUAUGUAAUUCGAAGAGCAAGUACAUGGGAUCACCAGGAACUUGGGUUAUUGAGUUAAAAUUUUUAGGAACUCGAAAUUUCAAAAUCAUGUUAAGAACAAAUAUUUCAAUUGUUUUCUCGAAAAUCUAACAUUAAAACACAUAUUUUAUCUCUUGGAAA
Messenger RNA from Rhagoletis zephyria (snowberry fruit fly), 1495 nucleotides. Its product is annotated as protein tumorous imaginal discs, mitochondrial. The record is from RefSeq and is a predicted model, not a curated record. Gene Ontology annotation, biological process: negative regulation of apoptotic process; mitochondrion organization; protein folding. Gene Ontology annotation, molecular function: heat shock protein binding. Gene Ontology annotation, cellular component: mitochondrion. NCBI's taxonomy places the organism in Eukaryota, Metazoa, Arthropoda, Insecta, Diptera, Tephritidae.